Messenger RNA from Bombus huntii, 3902 nucleotides. Its product is annotated as ATP-binding cassette sub-family G member 4-like. The record is from RefSeq and is a predicted model, not a curated record. Gene Ontology annotation, molecular function: ATP hydrolysis activity; ABC-type transporter activity; ATP binding. NCBI's taxonomy places the organism in Eukaryota, Metazoa, Arthropoda, Insecta, Hymenoptera, Apidae. Gene Ontology annotation, cellular component: plasma membrane. The transcript has 11 exons. Bases 1376 to 3304 code for a protein of 642 amino acids.
AUGAAUUUCUAUUUGACUUCCACUUUUUUAACAUUGUAACUACCAUAAAUAAUAACCAAUUUAUGACUUUUUAUAGAAACCUUAUAAACUGAUAACAGAUUUUUUAAGAUUUCAAUGACUCAUUAUGAUGUAUAUAGAUAAAGCUUUUUCUUUUGCAUUAUGUAUUUAUUCAUGUACUUCAUUUUGAUUUCUUUGUUACGAGUUUCACACUUUAGUCAUCGAGUCUGUUAAUUAUAUUUAUCAAAGAUAUGAAUUUGUACAAACAUCCGCGAUCUACAAAUUAAGUUACGAUACAAACAAAACAAAAUUUUUCGGUUAGCGAGAUUAAAACAUUAUUAAACAUAGAAUAUAGAAAGUUAUAUAAGUUUGUGUGAAUUUGUUGUUUGAAUACGAUUUGGAUGAAAGCGAUUAAUUUGUAUUUUGUUCUCUAAUCUUAGAGACAUGCGGCAAUAGCGCAUCAUAGGCUGAUAAUAGAACCAGUCUAGCGAUACGAAUGUAUUGAGAGGACUUUAGAUUCCAAAUUUUAGCACGUGGAAUUUAUUUGAAACAAUAAUACUUCAAUGUCAUAAAUGGUUCAAAUACAUAUAUAAAACACCAAAUUUAUUAUAUUAUACCAUUAUUAUUUGCUAUAUUUAUUAUCAUUAUUAAAGUUAAAAUUUUUGAUGCAUUUUAUCUAUAUUUUUCGCUUUCUACAAUGGAACUUUUCGACAGCGUUUCAACGUAGUCUCAUGUUACGUACAUCGAUAUUUACAAUUCAAAUCCGUAAGAAUACGGAUAAAAUAAGUGUUGCCAACAGUUUUUUUAAUCGUCCGUGACUACUAGAUUGUAAAUCUGUAUGUACUUGUAGGAAAUAAAAAAGUACUAGUUUAUGAAUAUAUUAUAGAAUGGAUAAAGUAUGACAACAUAUAUAUGUACAUGUAAAAUACCAACAAUAUAAUGCUUUAUGUAAUGUGUGGUAUUAAUAUUAAUAAUGGUAUAUUUAGGUAAAAUUUUCUACUGAAAUUUUCUUAUUCAAAUUAUAUUCUCAAAAAUAUAAAUUCACAUAAAAAUCCACAAUCUAAUAACUACUAUGUUACGUGAGGCUAAACCAAUAUAGAUAUUAGUGAAUAUUGAAAACAUGAUCUUUUUUAAAUUAAAUGAAGAAAAUAUGGAAUAAAAUAAAUGCAUGAGAGCGUUCGAAGCUCUGGUUGCUUUGUAUAAAAUUCCAUAAACGUCCACCCACGGUAUGACGGUUACGAAAUGCGACAAUCAAUUCCUUGAGACUUGCUAUACCAACUCGUGUUGAUAACUCACAUCGGCCAUUAAGAAAAGAAGGAAUUAGCAGCACAUAGUGAAAAGUCGGAUGUGAGGAACCGACGAAGAUUGAAGAAAGGAAAUGAGCACGAAGGUACUCAUCGAGAUGCAACAGCAGCUGAGGCAUAUUGUGACCACCUCUGAAAAUGCUCCGACCAGUACUAAGAAGCUAGAGGACUUAAUGGAUAUCCAGAAAUCGAUUUUUUUAGUUUUCGAGGAUAUUACCUACUGCGCUAGGCCGUGGAUACUUUCUGGAAAAAAGACUGAACUAUUAAAAAAUUUGAGCGGCGAAUUCAGAGCCGGCGAACUUACGGCAAUUAUGGGAUUGUCCGGUGCUGGAAAGUCCACAUUGAUGGAUGUUCUAACUGGCUUUACAACGACUGGCGUAACCGGGAAUAUAAUGGUCAAUUCAAAAGCUAGGAAUCUCAAUGAAUUUCGAAGAUUGUUAGCGUAUAUAAUGCAAAACGACAAUUUGCAGCCACUGUUGACCGUGCAGGAAGCAAUGAACGUUGCUGCCGACCUAAAACUUACCACAAGUCCUCAACAAAAGAAACAAAAGAUUGAUCAGAUUUUGGUCACAAUGAGCCUGGAUACAUGUCGCCACACACGAACGGGAAAACUUAGCGGUGGAGAAAGGAAAAGACUGGCCAUUGCAUUGGAAUUAAUCAACAGUCCUCCGAUUCUAUUUCUCGAUGAACCCACUAGCGGACUAGACAGUGUGACCUCAAAAUAUUGUAUAACGUUGCUAAAGCAGUUGGCAAAGGCGGGACAAACGGUGAUUUGUUCUAUUCAUCAGCCCAGUGCUUCCUUGUUGAAUAUGAUCGAUCAUCUUUACGUGGUGGCAGACGGAAAUUGUGUGUACAGCGGUAGCACACAGAAUUUAGUGCCUUAUUUGAGCAGCCUCGGUUUGCAAUGUCCAACUCACUAUAAUCCAGCUGAUUAUCUGAUGGAAAUCUGCAAUGGAGAUUACGGCAGAUAUCUGCCGCAGAUGGUGAAUGCCAUCGAGAAUGGAAAAAAUAAUGCAUGGAGGUCAAUCAGUAAUGUAACCAACGUCAAUCACCAAGAGGAAGUGAUCGCUUUGAAUGUGACAGCUUCGUUCCAAGCACUUCGACAACGGUCUCCGAUGGAGAUACAGCACGUUUAUGGUAAACAUAAAGCUGGUGCUGGGUGUGCCAUUGGCUUCUGGAAACAGCUGUUCAUUUUACUUAAAAGAAACGCUAUCAGACUCUCGAGAGAUAAGGUAUUAACAUUUACACGACUUUCAAUGCAUUUUGUAAUUGCCUUGAUCGUUGGCGUGAUCUAUUUCAAAAUAGGCCAAGAUGCUGUCUACGUGUUGGAUAACUUCAAUCUUCUGUUUUUCAAUAUAAUGUUUCUUAUGUUCAGUGCCUUCAGCGCAACAGUAACAACAUUUCCCUCGGAGUUACCAAUCACCAUGCGGGAGCAUUUCAAUCGCUGGUACAAGUUACACUCUUUUUACCUUGCUAACAAGUUAGCUGACAUUCCCAUUCAAUUCACAGCCAUUUCUUUGUAUAUUCUCAUUGUAUAUUAUAUGAGUGAUCAAUUAUUAGAACUUCAACGAUUUUGUCUCUACACGCUGAUGUGUUUUGCCGUCAGUAUGGUUGCUCAAACGUUUGGCCUUUUAGUUGGAACAGGAAUGAAAGUACAGCACGGUAUGAUCUUUGGACCACUCAUGAUUCUUCCAUUUUUGAUAUUCAGUGGAUUUUUCGUUCAAUUCAGGGACGCUCAUCCGUACUUACGAUGGUUAUUCCAUUUAUCGUUUCUUAAAUAUGGUUUCGAGGGUGUAAUGAUCGCCAUUUAUGGGUAUGAUAGACCAAAGCUUUCUUGUUCAGACGUCUAUUGCCAUUUUGCUAUACCGGAGACGUUGUUAAACGCUGUAGACAUGAAGCAAGCUAACUAUUGGUUCUGUUUGAUUGUAUUGGUCGCUCUAUAUAUCGCACUGGAUAUUGGAACGUACACAUUACUGAAAUAUAAGUUAGAGAAACGUGUAUAAAAAGAAACACAAAAUCGAAAAUAUGUGUGAGAUGUCGGUGAAACAUUUUUUCUACGAUCGUGUUGUGUUCAGUGUAAAUAGAACAAUAUAAAUGAAUUAUUGUUAAAGACUGAUUUUCUUUUAAAACUUCUGUAUAAAAAGAAAGAAAGACAAGAAUUUAUAAGAAAAUUUUAUUGAAAAAAGAAAAAGAAUAUAUAUUUGCAUUUAAUUGUAGUUUUGUUAUGGCAAAAAGAAGCGACGAAUAAUUAUUUGCACAAUACGAUGUUGUUUGUCGAAACAGAAAUAGAAAUUCUUAUCUUGAGAUAGUAAAUAUCACGAACCAAUGUCUUUUGAUACUGUGUUUCGUAUCGAUUGAUAACAGUAAAUUUUUUGUAUAAAUUAUGUUCGUUUGGAACAUAUUAAGGUAUAAUUCUAUAUAUUAUUCGUAGAUUCCACGCCUAUUUCCAUAAAUUUACGGUAUAUACGCCUACAUUAAAUAUACUAUACAACAUUGUUCUAAAUUUAAAAAAUUAGCAGCCGUUUUAUAAUUACAGUCGAUUUAUGUUAGAAAAAACGUAAUAUUAUAAAAAAUUAAAUAUAUUCAUUUAUUUUCAAUUUA